This is a messenger RNA of Octopus bimaculoides (California two-spot octopus), 1374 nucleotides long. RefSeq lists its product as uncharacterized. Lineage: Eukaryota; Metazoa; Mollusca; Cephalopoda; Octopoda; Octopodidae. The record is from RefSeq and is a predicted model, not a curated record.
UUAUCUAGUUGUCACAAAAACUUGUCAUAUUUGAGUUUUGUUCCAUUUGUGUAUGUUGUUGUUGUUGUUGUUAUUGCUGUUGUGGGAGAGCUUUACAAGCGAAACGAUACCAAAGAACAGUUUUUCAUUCAUUCCAUUAAGUUUUCAUUCUCUGCUCCAGAGUCAAUUAUUCUUUUUAUUUUGGCAUUUUUUUAUUUGGUUCUUUUGGUCUUCUCGUUGUUCUUCUGCCAUCUGUUUUUACUUAACCAUCAUCGCUUGUUACUUUCCUGGAUUUAGAAAAGAAAAUGGCAAGGAUAAUUUAUGGCACCCUACUCCGAGUAUUCCUUCCUGUACUCCUGUGUACUUUACUCUGUACAAAAGCAGCUUGCAAUCAGAAUAGUAAUGAUAUCAAGUCACUCUCAUCUAUUUACUACAAAUACACCGAAGCAAGUUUCUGCUAUCUACAAAUGGCUUUCCUUUUGAGUACCAAACAUUAUACUUGGACUGGACUCUCGAAAUACCAAUUUAAUUUAGCUCAAGAGAAGAAAUAUGCAGCUAACUUAAUAGGACGAUUCAUGGCAAUAAAGAAUUUAUCACCAAUCCAUGAUAAUAUAAAAGAUUGUACCUCUUUUCUAAAUGCCACAGAAUACGAAAGUAAAGUCCCUGUGCACUAUCUGGAAAAUACUAAAUACACAGAAGAGCAACUGCUGGAACACCUGCUUGCACAAAAUGAUACGAGUAUCUAUGUAAACCACUUCAUUACUCACUGGUUCGUGCAUUAUCAAUAUAAGCGACUUUACGAGACAACCAUACAGCUUCAAAAGGUCCAAUCGCUGAAAUCGAUUAGCGAACAAGCUAUCUGGGAUGACUCUAUCAUCAGGCAGUCCCAUAUCAUCUUUGACUACAAGUUCUCCGAAUUCAGCAAUGUGUUCAGUGACUGUGUCAAAUGAGGAAGAAAGCAAAUAUUGAUACAUGCAUUAUACACAAACAACAUAGCAGAUCAUAAAAGUCACGUAUAUAUAACACGCACAUAGACCAUAUAUAUGUAUGUGUAUAUAUAUGUAUGUGUAUGUAAAUAUAUAUAUGUAUAAGAGACCAAAGUGUAUGGACGCCGCUAUAUUUUUAUAUAUAAAAAAUACAAAAAUGGGACAAAAACGCAAAACAUCCAGACAGACAAUACAAAGAAAACAAGGAGGGGUCUUUCGGAGUUUUCUUUCCUCAGUCGAGUUCCAGAUUAUCUUUGCAAUUUCAGCUAGUUAUACUCGAAAUUGCUCCAAUUCGGCCAGCUCCAAGGAAUCUAGUGCUCUUGGCUUAGUUUUUCCUUGGAGCAAUUUCGAAUAUAACCAGCCGAAAUUGCAUAGAUAAUCUUGAACUCGACUGAGGAAAGAAAACUCC